GGCGCGGCAACGACAGCGCGCGGUGGCGGCGGGGCCACGUGUACGGGGCGCGGCGGUGGCGGAGGAGCAGCCAUGGAGAACGCCGGCCUCUUCCCCCCGCUCCUCGCCACCUGCCUCCCCGCACAGCCCGCUCCCACCCCGGCACCGCCGUCGGCCCGGCCGGCCGAGCCCACCCGCAUCAUCACAGACCCGCUCUCCGGCCGCUCCUACUGCAAGGGCCGCCUGCUGGGAAAGGGCGGCUUUGCACGAUGCUAUGAGAUGACGGACCUCUCCAGCAACAAAACCUAUGCCGUGAAGGUCAUCCCUCACAGCCGGGUGGCUAAACCCCACCAACGGGAGAAGAUCACCAAUGAGAUUGAGCUGCACCGUGACCUGCACCACAAGCACAUCGUCAAGUUCUCCCACUAUUUUGAGGAUGCGGAGAGCAUCUACAUCUUCUUGGAGCACUGCAGUCGGAAGUCACUGGCCCACAUCUGGAAGGCCCGCCACACUCUGCUGGAGCCUGAAGUGCGCUAUUACCUCAAACAAAUCAUCUCAGGCCUCAAAUAUCUCCACCUCAAGGGCAUACUGCACCGGGACCUCAAGUUGGGCAACUUCUUCAUCAAUGAGAACAUGGAGCUGAAAGUGGGGGACUUUGGUCUGGCUGCGUACCAGGAUGCCUCUGACCAAAAGAAGAAGACAAUAUGUGGGACCCCCAACUACCUGGCCCCUGAGGUGCUGUUGCGGCAAGGGCACGGCCCCGAGUCGGAUGUAUGGUCGCUGGGCUGUGUCAUGUACACCUUGCUGUGUGGGAACCCUCCCUUUGAGACCCUGGACCUGAAGGAGACCUAUAGGUACAUCAAGCAAGUGGACUAUAUCCUGCCCACCUUCCUCUCGCUGCCUGCCAGGCACCUCAUUGCUGGCAUCCUCAAGCGCAAUCCCCAGGACCGCCUCACACUUGAUGAGAUUCUGGACCAUGAGUUCUUCAAGGGUUACACACCCGAGAAGCUCCCUCCCAGCAGCUGCGUGAUGGCUCCAGAGCUGUGUGCCCCCAACCCAGCCAAGAGUCUGUUUGCUAAAGUCACCAAGACGCUCUUUAGGAAGAAGAAACCAAAGGCCAAGAAAGGCUCUCUGGAAGACAAGGAUGAUAUCUCCAAGCUGGUCACUGGGCUGGUGAAGACAUCCAUCUGCCGGCAGAUGAGCUGCAAGGCAGUGGAGGGGAAUGAGGCCACUCCUGUGUCCUGCCGUAGUGCUGGCUCCAGCCCUGUGGAGACACUGGUGGAAGAGACGUCCCACAAGUCCACAUCCCCCUCUGUCCGUGGGACCAUGGCCAGCAGCUGUGAGGCCUUUGAAGACUGCAUCACCACCUCUGCCAUCAUUGAGUCUGCUGUGCAGCUCUUGCGCACCUGCCUCUCCUGCAUGCCUCCAGCGGAGAGAAACCCGGCUUCCCUGGCCCGACAUGAACAGUUUGUCUGGGUGAGCAAGUGGGUGGACUACUCCAACAAGUAUGGCUUUGGCUACCAGCUCUCCAACCACAGCAUUGGGGUCCUCUUCAACAAUGGCACACACAUGAUGCUGUCCCCCAACCACAAGACAGUGCAUUACAACCCAACCAACAGCAAGCACUUUGCAUUCCCUGUGUCCGCUGUCCCUGAGCAGCUGCGUGGACAGAUGAGUGUCUUGCGCUAUUUUGCAUCCUAUAUGGAGCAGCAUCUCAUGAAGAUGUUUCUCUCGAAGGGAGGUGACUUGCCUAGCAUAGAUGACCUUGGACAGCCAGCCCUGCUCCUCCUGCAGUGGGUGAAGACUGACCAGGCCUUACUCAUGCUUUUUAGCAAUGGCACCCUACAGGUGAACUUCUACAAUGACCACACCAAGGUGAUCAUCAGCAAGCCUGACCAUUCAUGCCUUGUCACCUACAUCAACCGGGAGCGUAACUCCUACACCUACAAGCUGUGCAGCAUCCAAGAGCUGGGCUGUUCACCUGAGCUCCAGCACUGCCUCCGAUACAUCCUCAAGCUCCUCCAGGAGUGGGCUGAUGCCUAGCAUGGGGCUUUGGAGACCUUCUCAGGACGUAGAGGGUCUCCUCUUGCCCUCCCAUGGGAUGGGAGGUGUUGUGGUGCUCAGCUGGACUCUGAUCUAAGACAUGUGGAUGUGGUCCUGGCAGUGGGUCUGGACAUCUAUGCUGCUCCCUGGCUGUAGGCAAUCACUGUCUUUCCUUCUGCAUGGCCAUGAGCUCAAGGCUUGGUGCUGCAGGGUAGAGAGGAUGUCCUCCAAGGCGAUGUAGGGCAAUGCCUGCUUUGCCAGGGCUGCAUGGAUUGACUUGUGCCAUUCCACAACCCCUACACUAGGGAGGGGGCUGAGCUGGGCUCCGGCUGCCCCCCAGUUCUGAAUUGUCUGGUACAACUUGAGGUUUGGUAGAGAGCAGGGGAAGGGAUCUGUGGGCUUGCCUCAAGAAGCCCUUGUAUAGCUGUAAGCUAAGGACAGGUUUCCUGUUUCAAGGCAGUCUCUGCCAGGUGGGAUUAUUUAUGCGUCUUAUUUAUAUGGAAUUUAUUUAUUUUCUUCUUGAUCUGUCCAUGUGCAGCUCCCCUGUCCCUGACUUACCUCAUUAAAACCUUAUUUGUGUAAAGGCAA
This is a messenger RNA of Phasianus colchicus (ring-necked pheasant), 2610 nucleotides long. It is a transcript of the gene PLK3, whose product is annotated as polo like kinase 3. Gene Ontology annotation, molecular function: protein binding; protein serine/threonine kinase activity; ATP binding. Gene Ontology annotation, biological process: mitotic spindle organization; mitotic G1/S transition checkpoint signaling; protein phosphorylation. The record is from RefSeq and is a predicted model, not a curated record. NCBI's taxonomy places the organism in Eukaryota, Metazoa, Chordata, Aves, Galliformes, Phasianidae. Gene Ontology annotation, cellular component: nucleus; centrosome; kinetochore.